Messenger RNA from Dryobates pubescens (Downy woodpecker), 1497 nucleotides. RefSeq names its product septin-12. Lineage: Eukaryota; Metazoa; Chordata; Aves; Piciformes; Picidae. Gene Ontology annotation, cellular component: microtubule cytoskeleton; septin complex; cell division site. Bases 80 to 1171 code for a protein of 363 amino acids. The transcript has 10 exons. The record is from RefSeq and is a predicted model, not a curated record. Gene Ontology annotation, biological process: cytoskeleton-dependent cytokinesis. Gene Ontology annotation, molecular function: GTP binding; molecular adaptor activity; GTPase activity.
UGGGGUGCAUGGCAGGGCCAGCACCCCUCACCUCACCCUGCCGUGCCCAUGCCACCCGUGGGUGUUGCUUGAGGGGGGCAUGGUGCCAGGUGACCUCCAGUGCCAAGGAACCGGGAGCAGCCUGGAGCACGAGGAGCACAGCAUGGAGCCGCCAGCCGUGGCCGAGCAGGAGGAGGAGGAGGAGCUGCCCCUCAGCACGGGGCCCGGCCCGGCGGGAUGCCAGCUCUUCGGUUACGUGGGCAUUGAAGCUGUGCUCGACCAGAUGAAAGUCAAAACCAUGAAGAUGGGCUUCGAGUUCAACAUCAUGGUCGUGGGGCAGAGCGGGCUGGGGAAGUCGACGAUGGUGAACACCCUCUUCAAGUCCAAGGUGAGCCGCAAGGCCUUGCAGCCCGGCCAGGACGAGAGGAUCCCCAAGACGGUGCAGCUGCACUCCAUCACCCACGUCAUCGAGGAGAAGGGUGUGAAGAUGAAGCUGACGGUGACGGACACCCCGGGCUUCGGGGACCAGAUCAACAACGAGAACUGCUGGGAUCCCAUCAUCAAAUACAUCAACGAGCAGUACGAGAGGUACCUGCGCGAGGAGGUCCUCAUCACCCGCAAGAGGAAGAUCCCUGACACCAGGGUCCAUGGAUGUGUCUACUUUGUGCCCCCCACGGGUCACUGGCUGCGCCCGCUGGACCUGGAGUUCAUGCGGCGGCUCAGCAAGAUCGUCAACGUGGUGCCAGUGAUCGCCAAGGCAGACACCCUCACCCUGGAGGAGCGAGCAGAGUUCAAGCAGCGGAUCCAGGAGGACCUGAAGGCCCACGCCAUCAGCCUGUACCCGCAGCAGGACUUCGACCAGGACCCGGAGGACCGGGCGCUCAACGACAGGAUCCGGGAGAAGAUCCCCUUCGCUGUGGUGGGGGCGGACCAGGAGCACCAGGUGAAUGGCAAGAGGGUGCUGGGCCGCAAGACCAAGUGGGGAAUCAUUGAAGUGGAGAACCCUGCGCACUGCGAGUUCCCCCUGCUGAGGGACCUGCUGAUCCGGUCACACCUGCAGGACCUGAAGGACAUCACCCACAACGUCCACUACGAGAGCUACCGCGUCCGGCGGCUCAGCGAGAGCAGCCGCCUGGCACUGAGCCCCCUCAACGGGCUGCCCGCCAAGGGCGAGCCUGGCAGUGCCCUCUGAGCCGCCACGGCCACCCCGGAGCCGCCGCCGGAGCCCCGUGGCUGUGCCCGGACCCUGCCUGGGUGAGGAGCCCAAUGCCAGUUUGGGCUGAGGAGUCCCCCCAAGAGUUGCCCUGGGUUGGGUCCCCCUGGUCCCUCCUCCCCAAGCUCUGCACAGACCCCUCGGACCUUGCACUGCAUUAAAGGUCAGCUUGGAGCCUUCAGCCUUCACCAUCCUCCUCCUCCUCUGCUGGAUCCCUUGCUUCUGACCUGCCACCACCCUCCUGGUUGCUCUGGUCACUGGGGCCAUGGGGUGAGACAUCCCCAGCCUGGUGCUGCCAGGGAGCC